Molecule: messenger RNA, 2462 nt
Organism: Limanda limanda (common dab)
Lineage: Eukaryota; Metazoa; Chordata; Actinopteri; Pleuronectiformes; Pleuronectidae
Gene: pdgfc
Product: platelet derived growth factor c
Exons: 6
Coding region: 584-1612 (342 amino acids)
Biological process (GO): positive regulation of protein autophosphorylation; positive regulation of MAP kinase activity; positive regulation of phosphatidylinositol 3-kinase/protein kinase B signal transduction
Cellular component (GO): membrane
Molecular function (GO): platelet-derived growth factor receptor binding; growth factor activity
Source: RefSeq, a predicted model, not a curated record
ACUUGGAGCCCUCGCCAGACAACAGCACUGGUCUCACUGGUGUGAAUGGUUUCUGGGUACACACCGUAUCAGGUUGCUGGACUCUCUCUCCCUCGCUUUGUGUGUGUGUGUGUGAGGUUUUGCUGUAAUGCGUAAAGAUCCGCGGGGGAUUUAUCCAGACGGAGGCGAGGACGCACCGCGGACGCACGCUUCAUCCAGAAUGCGUGUGUGUCUCCAAACGAUCUCCCACCACACAGAUGAUUUCCCUGCGUGUGGACGUGCACACAACUAAUUCCAGGAUUAUCUUCAAAAAAAACUUUCUCUAACUCAGUGUAGCAACUUUUUCAGCCCAACAGGUGCGCACUUGCUUUGCGCAGCAGCGUCAGGGUCUGGGGAGCUUUGGAGGAGGCUUAGUCUUGAUUUAAAGAGUGAAAACCCAAAGAAAUCACUCUCUCCGGGACUGAUGAUUAAGAUUAUGUGGAUUCUACUCUGCUUCUAUCGUCUCCAAAUGUGUCCCAAGCAGCACUGGUGUCCUGCGAGCGACGCAUGUGCGUGGUGAUCCAAAACCAUCCCGUCUACCAGCCACCAGCCACCACUCAUCCAAAUGAUCCUUCCAUUCUUUUUCCUCCUUGCAUCGCUUCUCCAACCUUAUGGCUCGGAAGCUGAAUCAAGUCAUGUCACCAAGUUUCACCUUCCAAGCAUAAAGGAGCAGAACGGAGUGCAAGAUUCCCAUCAGGAGAAGAUCAUAACAGUGUCUGGAGAGGGAAUGGUCCAGAGCCCAGACUUCCCACACAGGUAUCCCAGGAAUACUGCAUUGGCCUGGAGACUAGUGGCACCGAGCAACAUGAGGAUCCAGCUCAACUUUGAUGAGAGGUUUGGUCUUGAGGACCCAGAAGAUGGAAUCUGCAAGUACGACUUUGUGGAGAUCGAGGAUCUGACUGAGAAGACCAUGCUGGGUCGCUGGUGCGGGUCACAGUCAGUACCAGCCAGUCAGACAUCCAAGGGCAGCCAGGUCAGGAUUCGCUUCAUCUCUGACGAGUACUUUCCCUCUGAGCCGGGAUUCUGCAUUCGCUUCUCCCUCCAGCCUGUGAGUGCAUCAGGUCCCGAGGUCCCUGCAGUUCCCGCUCCGUCCCUGCAGGGCAUGGAGGAUCUGUCGGAGGCUGUGGCCGGGCUGGGCACCAUGGAGGAGGUCAUGAAAUACCUGGAGCCAGAGCGAUGGCAGCUGGACAUGGAAGAGUUGUACAAACCCUCGUGGCACAUUCUCGGGAAAUCCUUCAUUCAUAACAAGAAAGCCAGAGGAGGGGCUGAUCUCAAUCUGCUGCGAGAGGAGGUGCGACUCUACAGCUGCACGCCACGCAACUUCUCUGUGUCCUUGCGUGAGGAGCUGAAGAGGACAGAUGCCAUUUUCUGGCCCAGCUGCCUCCUGGUGAAGCGCUGUGGUGGAAACUGCGCCUGCUGCUCUCACCGCUGCUACGAGUGUCAGUGUGUCCCCACCAGAGUCACCAAGAAAUACCACGAGGUCCUGCUGCUGAAACACCGGAGCGGAGGCCGAGGCCUGCAGAAGUCCAUGACUGACGUUCCCUUGGAGCACCACGAGGAGUGCGCCUGUGUGUGUAACGAUGACUGGGACUGACCUCACACACGUGUAAUAGCCACCACUGGAAUCACACAGCACGUAAAAAAGAAUGAACCUCUGCCACUGUCGCGACGCUCUGUGCCUCAUCCACUUCCGCCGGGGAGCUCCAAAAAGAUUUUCCCAUUUAUCCUAUUGUCCUUUGGCUAAUUGGAUGGAGCAGAACAAACUGGAAUCUAAUAAAACUUCUGAAUCGAUUCGACUGCUGUGGGAUACCAAUAGAGAGACUCAAAUCCACUGGAGCAGAUCUGGACUAUUACCUAUGUGCCCUGAAGACUAUUUUCCUCAGCUCCUCUGAGAUAAGAGCAUUGAGGCAUUUUUUCUUGCCUCUUCUUCUCGAGGUCUUUUUUUAAGUUCAGCCUGCGUGGGCUGAUAGUGUCAUGGAAAAUGGGAGCUUUCUUUGUUCAAGUACUUUUUUAUUUGUAUAAGUGAGUCGGCUCCGGCUGCCUGACUCCCUCGGCUUCUCUAUUAUUACCAUCCAGGCAAAGGAAGGUGCUUCUUCACAAGCAGUUUUUCUUGUGUUUCGCCGAAGGUUAAAUCUGCAGCCGCAGCCUCCUCAAUGAGACUAUAUCACAUGUAAAUAUUUGCUUUUUCUUUUCUGUACUUUUGUGCCUUUUCUACCAAAGAUUCUCCAGGAGAAGAUAAAAGUUGCACAAGCAGAACCAGCUCAUUACGGCUCUUCAUUCAACCAAUCUUAGCAAAAUACAAAUCUGCUUUUGUUUGUAUUAGAUAUUUAUUUGUCUCAUGAAAGGGAAUUUUUCUUUUUUGUCCAAACUGUGUCACUGUGUCAGUAGAUAUUAGUCAUUUUCAUCAUUAGUCAUUUUUACAUUGUGUCAUGGAUAUUUUUCAU